CAGGGCCUUGACGUCAGAGCGGCAGGACACAGGUCGGCUCGGCGCUGAAACGUUGCUCAGCUUGCAGAGGGGGGAGCGGUCUAAACAAGUCAAUUAUUUUGCUAACUGUUGGCUUGCAAAAAAAAGGUGACAUUCGGUAGACGUGAUUGAUAGUUAUCAUAGUAUUUGUUAGUCUGGGAUUUUUAAAUGAUAUACAAUACACAUUAACUUAGUGUAAGUAGAAGUGAUGGACAAAACAGAUUUACUAAGUACCGGUUUCGGAGCGCUUAUUGCUCCCGUGUAAGGCACUUGUCUAGGGUUAGUAGAGCUGUAGGUAAGGUUAUAGUUGGAGGUAUCAGAUAGUUUUUUAGAAGUCUGCAAUCUGUAAAAAAAGAAAUUAGCCAGGAAUCCGGUUAUCCUUCUCCCCGAAUGUCAUGGAGGAAGCGGUAAGCGCAGGCCCUUCAAACAAUGAGCCGUAUGGAGAGGCAGACAAAGGACCGCAGAGCUCCGGUGACAAGCGGAAUCCUGCCGGCUGCAGGAAGCAAAUUGACAGCGCUGAUCGCGGAGGGUUGCGAACAGGGCCUGGCGAUUCUGCCAGUCAGGAUGCGAUUCGGAAUACGCCGGACCUGAGGGUUAGUGCUGCAGUUUUGACCGAGAGUUCGGAGCCCGUGAUCCCUGCAGUUUUGACUUAUGUUCCCGCAGAUGAAUCUGGAAAUGGGAAAGGAUGCAGGAUAGCUGCUGAAAAGAAACAGACUUUAAGUAAGUUAAACACUUCUGUAAAAAACCUACUAGGACUCAAUCAGAAAGUUUUAGAAACUCCCGAGAGAGGGAUUGCAACUCCUGAUGUUUAUUCUAAAAACAAAGAAAAUGGGAAUACUGAUGACAUGGAGCGAGAGGCUUUACAAAAUGCGAUUGAGUUGGAUUUAAACAGAACUGCAUCAACCCAGCACCAUGCUUAUAGUACAGCAUGUAAAGCUUUAAAAAAAUCACAACUAUCGCAUGACACCACCAGCAAACUGGAUGUGUACGACAAUUCAAUCAAAAGCUUUGAAACUCAAGGUGGGUUUGAUUUUCAGUACCCUUCUUUGGCUGAUAAAAGCAACGUCGUGUGUCGUCACUCUGAAUCUGGCAACAAUACGCACCAACCGAGCUGUAGCAGCAUUAAGGAUCAAACGGAUAUUAUUACUGUAGAGGCUUGCAACUUUUAUAAAUUAUUUGGUGCCGGGGGGCAUAGCGAAAUUAAGAACAAAUCAGACGAUUGUUUAAUAUCUGAAAGAUUAAAUUUGCACAAGCUGCCCUCGGAGAAAACAAAUGGGGGUUUGCACCAAGAGCCCUUGAGUUUACCCGAUGCACAGCUUACUGGUAAUGAGGGUCGUCUGAGUACUGAUGGACUCAGCAACGGGACUUCUGUUGCAGCAUCGCUGGAAGAUGAGGUGUCUGAGUGCAGUAAGGACGGUAGCCUGGCAGGAGAAGAAGGAGCCGAAAUAUCUGAAGAAAGGCGGUCCUUGCCUGAGGUUUGCUCAGCAAGUUCUUUCAGCGAGCAGGACGAUCUCAGUUAUGAGUUACAACAAGUUUAUAGAAUAUUGAAUGGCUUUAUGUUGGAAAAGCACAAAGGCAUCACGGCUCCCUUCAUGAACCCCGUGAGCGCAUCACAGUACGAGGAUUAUGACCGUCGUGUCCAGCAGCCUAUGUGGUUGAGAAGGAUGGAAGAGAAGUUCAUCAACAGGGAGUAUGAAACUAUCACCGAGUUUGUGAGCGACUUCAGGUUGAUGCUGGAAAACUGCUACAGGUUUCAUGGGGUUGACCACUGGCUUUCUAAGCAGGCACAGAAGCUAGAAAUGAUGCUGGAGCAAAAGCUGACAUUGUUGUCCAGGACUCUUCGAGAGAAGACCUCUCUUGCAAUGACGUCAAAAGGGCGGUAUGGGCUGGAUGAGGAGAAGGGACUGGUGAGCAGCUCCAGCCGGAGGCGCUCUGUUCCCAGGAGCCUAGGAGCCUUGACAACAGGAGCCAGCGAGUCCCUCAUGGUUCAGGCCCUCAGGCUGGAGGAGCAGCAGAGAGCGAAGGAGGAGAGAAGGCAACGCGAACAGGAGCGGAAAGAGGCAGAGGAGGCGACCACCAAGGAGCUAGAGGACUGGGAGCGCAGCCUGCUUGCCCAGGCUCACCCACAGUCCAUGGAGACCCUGUGGGAGCUGCCAGCCAUUGGCCACUUUCUAUGCCUGGCACAGCAGGCCCUCAACCUCCCAGAGAUUGUCUUUUUUGAGCUGGAGCGCUGUCUUCUCAUGCCUCGAUGCAGUUCCUUUCUGGCCAAGGUCAUGACCUCUCUCCUCAGCCAACCUCAGAGAAGGGCCACCCUGCACCGGCGCCCAGCCCUGACCUAUUGUAGCUGGGAAGCUGCCCUCCGGCAGAAAGUAAAAGGGUGGUAUCGGCUCAUGGGGCAGGCUGAGGACGUGUCAGCUUGUGCCGAGCAGCUGGGGCUGUGCCCACAGUUCUUCCGGGUUCUUGGCAAAAGCACUCCUCUGGAAGAGAGGCCCUUCCACCUGCUUCCUUUCUACCAGCGGGUGUGGCUGCUCAAGGGCCUGUGUGACUGGGUGUAUGAAACUCAGAAAGAGGUGCAGGACGCCGUGCUGGGUCAGCCGAUCCACGAAUGCCGGGAGUCCAUCUUGGGAUACGAUGGACGUGAGAACGCUUACAUCCACUUCCCACACUUCUGUGGGGCCGACCUGCGCAUCUACUGCCAGAGCCCCAGUGCCUCACCAGAGUUUCCCAUGCCAGCCAUCUGUGUGAGGAGGCAAGACCAAGAAGAGGCUACUGCCAAAAGCGGAGAGGCAAGGCUUACCGCUAAUUGGUGCACCGUUGCGAAGGAGAACUGCAGAGAGCAAAGGACUGAUGAUGGUGCUGAAAAUGUGAAAGAGGACAAUGAUGAAACUGGAUCUGCGUGUAUCCAGGCACCCCUCGUAAAAGAGAUUUCAUUGACUGAAGGGUGUCCAAACUGGGACAAUAUCAGGGUAAAAUCAGAAUCUAGUGAAGACAGUCAAUCUGAUAAAAAAAACAAUAUUUACAACCGCCUGUCAUGUAAGGAGGAAUCUGAGGAGGAUUCUAAGAUAAUGAAGAUGGUACAUAUGGAAGUUGAACACAAUCUCGAGAUUAAAGAGGAAAUGGCAUUUUCUGAAUGUGUCCCAAUGAAUUACAGCAACACACAGUCUUCAUCAGGUGGUGAUCAGAAGAACUGUGAGGUCAAUUUAACGAGCCCAGAGACACUGGGGAGUCCUGAGUUCACAGGCUUACAGCCACCCCUGAGUCCUGGUGAGGUCCACUCUGUAAAUAACAAAGUACCUCUGCUGGCCCAAAACUCUUGUGCCUCCUGUGGCUCUCAUAUUAAUCUUCACUGUCACCAAGACAAGCACCACAGCCGCCCAGCGUCCCCAGAACGCAAUGGGGUAUCUCCCAAGCACUCUGCCCAGGAUGGCCUGGUUGAGGGGAAGGGUACCCGAAUGCGUACCAAGAAAAAAAAGAAGAAGAAAAAGAAACUGAAGGAGCUGGGGUUGAAAGAGGGGCAGAAUAAGCUCGGCGGGGUGCGACAUAACUUAUCCAAGACUUCAAGGCCUGAUCAUCAGAAGGCAAUCGCCACUGCUAAGAAAAAAGACAAACGAAAGAAGCGCAAGUCAGGAAAAAAAUCUGACUCCAGAAAGACUACUGCAAAGAAGAGAAAAACUGGUCCCAAGCUCCCAGCUGAACCCACAUUUCAGCUGGUAUGUACAAAUCUCGAUGAACUCAGGAAGUUGAUCAAGAAAACUGAGGAAGAACUGAAGGAACUAGAAAAUGCUCGAAAGAAAUCUGACAUUCUCCCAGAAGGAUUUUGGCAUGUUCAGGGGAAAUGGUACUUCAGGAGACAAGCUGUGAAGGAAUUACAUGGCACUCUGAUGAGGCUGCUUAAUGAAUUGACACCCUGGGAGCCCAAGCUGGUAAAAGCCUUCCACAGAAACAGAGCACGGCUGAAAAAGGAUUUUGAUGAUUUUAAAAAGCAUCCUGAGUAUGCCAAUUUUGUCAGAGAAGUGUGGACAGGAGAGGAGGGUGAAGGAGAUGGGGGCAAAGAGUGCACAUCUGCAGAGAGCAUCACACAAACAGAUGGUGCAGAAAACCAGGACCAGGUUUUGAAGAGAGAACUUAUGACAGCAGGGGACACACGGCAGCAAGGGACAGACUCAUCAGUGAGGAGUCGGGUGUUGAAAAAAGAAUUUUCAUCCCAAGAUGGGCAGAAACUGCCUUCCAAAAAUCCGAAACGCAGACAAAGUGGUAGCACUGAUGAGGAAAUAACUCCCAGAAAGAGAAACAAAACUGGUGGCAGUGAGGAGCAGAUGUCACCUAGACCACAGCCUGAAAUGCGAGUGGGAGAAUCAAAACUAGCCAUACAGCCCCUGACUCCAGAAAAUUCCAAGGGUUCAACUGUCCCCAUUUUCCUAAAGGGAGGCAAACCCAUCCAAGCCUUGUUGGCCAAGAAUGUUGGGAACAAAGUGACCUUAAUCAGCCAGCCUUCAGCACCUGCCAGCCAGAUGUCCAAUAAGGCAACUGUUCUACCACAGGCAAUGAAACCUCUAACGUCUGUGCAGUCCACACCGAAAAGUCCUGUGCAGGUGGUCUACAAGAUGUCUAAUAAUAGCUGCACACCUUUGGAUUUACUCAGGAAAGGGAGCGGUCCUGUGAAGAUUGCAGUACAACCAGUUCUAGAUCAGAAGACAGGAGAAAAGGUAAUGCAGCAGGUGGUCAUCUUGCCCACAAACUUGCUUAUCCAAAAGCAGCUGGAGAAGGAUUCUCAGAAGCAGAAGAACCCAGGUGUUCCUGCCUCUAAAACUGCCUGUACUUUGCCUUACCCCCUUAGCAAUGCUCAUCCUGAUGACGUGAGUAAGAUUCCUGUGCAGCAAGUUGCCCCAUUGAAUGAUGUCUCUGGCAGGGGCUUCUCUUCUUCCAGUGUGUCUAACAGUUUGCACAUAAUGAAAACACCAAAGACAGAGGUGGUAGCAAUAUCUUCAACCUCCACCUUAAUCGGUACCUCUGUCUCUAAAACAGGGCCAGUGCAGUGCCUGACACAAAGUGCAGUGCCCAACAGAGCUAUAGCUGCCAGUGCUCCAUCAGAGAGCCCCAGCAGAGCUUCUGAUUCCAAGCAGGAGCUGAAAACUGUGUGCAUCAGAGACUCUCAAUCUAUUCAUGUCACAACCAGGGGAGGAAAUACAGGGGUCGUCAAGGUGCAGACCAGCUCUGACCACAGCACUUCUAGCCUACCUUCCAGUCCAGUUUUCACCUUUACCCCACAGUUUCAGGCAUUUCUGGUUUCUAAGUCAUCUGCCUCUUCUACUUUAACUCCCUCAGGAAGUACCUGCACUGUUGCAGCUACAUCACCAACAGCCUUUUCUUUGUUUAGUGGAUUGCCCUUUACUGGCUUGUCUCAGAUUUCCUCAGCUAUCUCUAUUCCUGUCAGUGUGAGUCAGGCAGUAGGGACAACUGUCAACGUUGCAUUAAACCAGCACAAAAGUGCUUCUCUCACUGUGCAGGAAGCUACAAGUAAGUCCACAGCAUUGACAGCUUCUCGACCAUCGGUUGCUAUGAAUCCAGCAUUGCCCACCACUCAGCAAAACACUGUCAACAUAGCAGUCUCUACAGCAAGCCUGGCUAAACCCAGCAAGGUAAUCACACCAACUACUGUGGUGCAGUAUGCCAACAAACUUCCAACCAAGAGGUCUCAACCAGAGGCAUGUUUGGAAGAACAAUCGCCCUUACAGAAAGUCAUCCUUGUUACACCACCAUCUGGCAUUGCCUCUCCUGCACCUUUAUCAAAUGUUAGCUCUUGUACUGCUGCUUCCACUGUUCAAACUCCAAGGCUAAUGUUUAUAACCCAAGCAUCUGCCCCUGUUCGUCACCCCACUAUUGGAAAUUCAAAACUUCCAGAGCAAUCUUCCUCCACGGACUCCCCUGCAGCAUCCCAACCUUGUGUCCCCACUUCACCUCAAGUCAAAGAUGUGAAGAUUGGCCUGAAUAUAGGUCAAGCCAUUGUCAAUGCUGCUACUGACACAUUGCAGAAUAUUCAAGUGAUUGGCUUGUUACCUGACUUUGCUACUAGGUUACCAGAAGAACCCUUGAAUCAGGUGAAGCGGAAUAAUAUUUCUGGAUUAGAAUCAGGUAUGAAAAAUAUACACAGUAGUCCAAGUGUUGCUGCAGUCAGUGGAUUACUUUCUGCUCAGACUGCUGUUAGUCUUAGUGGACCCAGUACUGACGCUUCAAAAAGUACGGGUUCAACAUAUAGUAAAGCCAGUGGAUGUAAUGACGGCACACACCUGUCUUACUCAACUCUGAAAGCUGGACAUUUUGCAUCCUCUCUUCUUAUAACUGCUUCUAAACAGCAGGAUAUUUCAUCUGCCAGCACUUCCUUGGCUUGUGCUUUGAGCAGUACAUCAGUGGGACAAACAGGAGGUAGUGCUCCAAAGACUGCUCUAGCUCCUUCCAUGAGCAGUUUCAUUCAGAAUGACCCAACAGUAAUGAAUGCACUUCCAGCCAGGACGUCAGUACUUGCUUCUGCUGUGAACAAGCUACGAUGUCCAAUCCCACUUUCCACAAAACGCCUCCCAGUAUCCUUGACCUCGUUUACCACAUCUCAAAACCAGCCACGCAAUGUGUCAACCCCCACACAAAUCUUCAGCACCCCUGUUCCUGCUCCUAGACCUGCCUGCCAGCCUACUGCAGUCAACCCUUUGAAUGAAACUUCUGUGCAGCAGAAAAUUGUGAUCAACACCACCACACCACUUGCUCCUGGAACCCAAAUUGUUAUUAACAACACUAGGUUUAUUGUCCCUUCUCAUGGUCUUGGUCCUGGGAGCCAUGUGCUCCUCAUAUCUAAUCCAGGUACUUCUGCCACUGGGCCUCAGGGAGGCUCUCAAGUUGCCCAGAAGAGUCUGUCGGGUGGAUCAGGUGCGGUUCCCUCUGGCACUCCAAGCCAGAAGCCAGAAGCCAAGGUGGUAUCGACAAAUGCACAUUGUUUAAAUAGUCCAUAUAUACCACAGACUUCCACAGCACUGAAGGUAAACCUUUCUCAGGCUCUUCCCUCUUCUCAAGUGAAUUCUCUUGGGAAAGGUAUUGGUAAAAGUUUGGCAGCCAGUAGUGCUGUUUCUGUUGUUCCAGUUUCACAAUCAGUGGCAGCAGGUUCAACUUCACAUCAUGGUCACUCCAGUGCUGCCAAGAUUUCAACAGUAGCAUCAUUGACUGAGGGCAAAGGCUUAUCAGUUGCUUCAGUACAAGCUCUAAGUACACUUGUGAAAGAGAAUAUUGCAGUGACAGCCCCGCAGACAGAAAGCUUAGUCAGCAGCACAAAAGCUGCAGGACCUACAAAUAUAGUAACUAAAGUACAGCUGACAUCAACUGUACAGCCAGUCGGGGCCUCUGUUUCAAGGGCACAAGUGCUGCCUACCGCCACAGUACCACCAAUAGGCAUUGUAGUCUCUAGGGUACAGUCUUUGCCUGUAGCAAAAGUACCACCAAUAGGGAGUACCUUCAACAGGAGACAGAUUUCCCCCAUAGCAACAGUACCCCCCUCAAAUAAUACAGUUAUAAUGGCACCUGCUCAGCCUCUCAGGGGGACAGGCUUGGAACCAGUGAGGAUGCCUCUGCUUUUAACUAACUCAACACCCAUGUUAAGCACAGCACCCCUGCCUGCAAGCUCUGCAGCACUUCUGACCAGUGCUUCUCCCAGUAAGCUAAUGGUGAGUCCAGAAGGAGCCAUUUUAAAUGCCAUCAGAAGUCCCAGUUCCAAUCUAUUACCAGUGUCCAAGGCUGUGGCUACAGUGGUGGUGACACCAAGUUCCAGUACAGGAAGAGUGCUGCCUAUCACGAUGGCAGACAAUCCUCAAACUACAGCGGAGCCAGAUAAAGGAAGAUCCAAUAACUGAGACUAUAAGGCGGUGCGCUAGAGUACUGGAUGAAAGUAGUCCAGAUGUUAUUUCAUAACAUACGAAAUUCUGCCUGCUCAAGCAGUUCAGUUUGGAUGUGCUGUAUACCAGUACGCGGCAUUUUCCUGACACAAAAUGCGGUAUUUCAAUAUGGAAAUAAAAUGUGAAAUCCCUCUGAAUUAUAUUGUUACAGUUUGGCAAAAACUAAAUGGAAAACAACCUACAAAUGUGGCAAUCAAGACUUGCUAUCACUGACGAUAGCAAAUGGUGCCACAGGCUGUGACUCUGCAAAGCCAGUUAAAGCCUAUAUUACAUGUUUAUAUACUAUAAUGGACAAUACCCUUGAAUACACAAAAUGGAAUUCACUUUCCAUAAAGUGAAUUAUCAAUAUGUUCAACAAAAAUACAUUAACCUGGAACAUCUUUCCCCCUGAAGGUACUUUUGGAUAAUUUGCUUUCCCUAGCUGUGUAAACAAUAACCUUCUAAGGAUAAGAACUCCAUGGAAUUGCAUAUCCAGGCAUUGGAGCCACUUUCCUAAGACUUUUCAGUGGGUGACUAAAGUAAACAUAGUUAUCUUCUUUUCAUGCUGCCUCUGUUUAUAGUAUCACCUUCCCAUAUGACCAGGAUUUCCUCUGAUUGUUUUCACAUUUGUGAACAGUAGACUCCCUAUAAGCAGCAUUCUGUAUAGUACCGUCUCCAUUCUCACAAGUUUCAAUGCUCUGCCCUAGGCUUGGUUGUAAGUGAAAAGAGGACUGUAUGUAUGUUUAUAUAUAUAUACACACUAGUAUGUUUGAUGCCAGUCUGGAAUUAUAUGUUUUUGACAGAUGUGUGGUGGAUUUAUGACAGCAGUGCUCCCAGAAAUGCAUCAGUGAUGCUAAGUGCUAAGAGGACAAACUGUCUAUUUCUACCUUUUACAUAUUCAAGGCUGUUUAAGCUAUCACUUUUUAUCACUGUUUGCAAGUGAAAGAUAGUUUUUCAUCCCGAAAUGAAAGUCAUUUGUUAAUUUCUACAAAGAAAAUGCUUACAUUUACACGGUUAGAACGGUUCACACAAGGCAGUAUAUUAAUAAUGACCCUUUGCAGUACUGCAAAUUGAAAAAAAUUGAAUUACUUUUACUUUCCUACCCCAAACAGGCUUGUUGUUACAACAGACAGGGAUGCAAAGAAACGCCUAAGACUUAAAUUAAUCUUAACAGAACAAUGAAAUUGUUUUUGAACAAAAUCUCAUUGUUCUAUUUCUUAAAUCUGUAAAUCGACAGUCUUUGAGACACCUAGAUUACCCAGUAACAGAGUAAGGUAGUUACAACUGUAGAAGCCCACAUUCCACCCUAGCUGACAUGCUCUACAUUCAUAACCACACCCCCAUAUUAAAAAAACAGGUCAAGGAGUAUUGUUUUAUCAAGAGUUGUAUACAUUUAUUUAUAAAUGGGUCUUCUGUUCACUUCACCCUUUACCACUGGUUAUAUUGCUGAUAACUUUGCUACUGCACGGUUACGUUUCUAUGUAAAAUUGUAGACAAAUUUUGAUAUUAACAGUUUUGGAAUCAAUUAUGAAUUAAUGAAUCGUUUAGAUUUAAAAGAGAUCCUCCUCGGAAGUUUAUUUGCCCAGGCAACAACACCAUCAGUUCUUAAGUGUCAGCUGUGCAAAGCUUCAGCACGCUGUCUUUUGAUUGGACGUGUAGCAUCUCUUGCAGGUUUCUAUUAGCUUACUCUAGUAAACACAAGGUCAGUUUGUCAGUUACUGUGUGAUUAUACAGUCUGUAGCAGAUGUGUGUGAAAGUGAGGUAACAGUUUCUGUCAUCAGAACUGUGUUCUGGAAAACAAGAGCUUUAUAAAAGGCUUAGUUCACCAGAGAAAAUGAGUGAAGAUGUUUACAACACACAGGUUCAUGUCAUGUGUUCUUCAUUUAUUCAUUUAAGAAUAAACUGAGGUUCUGAAAGGCUAUUAAAAUGUGUUAAUACCACCAACUACCAUAAUUGAUCAUACCAAUUUACAAUAUUUCUUUGUCCCUUAACAUUGUACUUUUUUUUACUAUCUUGUUAGUAAAACUCUUGAUUAAAACAAGACUACCCCUCCCUUCUUCCUCAUUGCUUUUAGUCAGGUGUUGCAAGGUGGAUAUUAGAAGUAGUUAAUACAAGAUCUGAAGGAAAGAAAAAUGAGAGUGGUAGCCAUCUGACUUAGAAUUUGCAGAUGUGAUGAUCCAGUGUAAGAUCAAAGGUCCAUGAUGAAACAAAGGAUGAAGGUAAAGUCACCCUGAAAUGUAUCAGCUGUUUCUCAGUAUCAGUAUUCAUUGUGGGAUUGUGAUGCCAAGUGCACCUUUAGGGAAAAAAAAAGCAAAUAUAAAACUUAUUUUUUUUCUCUGAAAUGGUACAGUCAUCUUUGUUAAACUCUUAGCUCACAGACCAGGGUUAGUAAUAGUCAUAGACUUGUUUACGUUAAAUAACCUUAAUAAAAAUUCAAGCAUAAUACUAAUUGUGGGCUGUGAAAUGGCUGGUCUGUGGAUUUUCUGUAAGUCUGAAAUAAGGUUUUUUUUGUAUAUUGAGAUCAACAGUGACAAAGGUUUCACCUAUUUGUCAUUUUUCCGAAAACAGUUGUCCAGUAUUUUGUUUCAUUUGAAUAAUUGCCAACAUUCAUACAUAAGAAAUGAAGUUGGAAGAUGCUGAACUUGUAAAUAUUUGUUUGAACCCGCCCUACUGAACAUAUGUAUGGAAUUGUAAGGUGUUAUUUAUGUUUUCUGUUUACAUAAUGUAUAGAUUUUUUUAAAGUAUUUUAUUAGAUAUUUUGGACCAUUGCAUUGUUUAGGAAAUUGCAGAAUUCUCUGCAUGGAAAUAAAGAGAACAUUCUUUGUAUA
Lepisosteus oculatus (spotted gar) is the source of this 10759-nucleotide messenger RNA. RefSeq lists its product as uncharacterized. The record is from RefSeq and is a predicted model, not a curated record. Gene Ontology annotation, molecular function: protein binding. Lineage: Eukaryota; Metazoa; Chordata; Actinopteri; Semionotiformes; Lepisosteidae.